Microdochium trichocladiopsis is the source of this 819-nucleotide messenger RNA. RefSeq lists its product as uncharacterized. NCBI's taxonomy places the organism in Eukaryota, Fungi, Ascomycota, Sordariomycetes, Xylariales, Microdochiaceae. The record is from RefSeq and is a predicted model, not a curated record. The transcript has a single exon. The coding region runs from base 106 to 744 and encodes 212 amino acids.
AAUGCCGUGACAACACAGAUGAAAUGUCCUGGAGCCAAGAGAUAUCGGGCCAAGUGGGUCGCGCAGCGGCGAUGAGCUCGGCGCUAUGCGGAGAACGACCGUGAGAUGCGAGAUGAGGCACGGCCGCCCCAGACGUUACCCCAGGGGCAGUGUGUGCGCACAUCGGCAGAGACCGGGAUCGUCCAGGAGUGGACGAGUUGUGCGUUGCCCAGCCGAGCUGCCAUCGUAGGAGAAGCCGCGGGAUGCGUUGAUGAGACGGGAGUCGUCGUGGUCGUUCGUCGUGGAGCCGGGCUCCCGAUGGCACGGAUUUCUACGCGCCUCCGAGCCGAGUACGCCCCACUGAUCGGAGACCGGUUGACGCUGGCGCCAAAGAGACCUGAAUGCGUAUGUAAGUUUGCCAUCCGAAGCGCUCACAGAAGGAUUACAUUCGAUUGCCCGUGUCGAUGCCGCGAUUGGGUCUGGCAGAUUGCACCGGUGACUGGACCCUGGAACCCUGACAAGUCCCAAAUGCGCGAUCAUCAGGGGCCCAACCGUUACCGCAAACCAUCUGGCAGACACAGCUGCGGGCGGCGUGCGAACCCGUCUGGGCAUCGAGAGGCUUGUCUUGUGGCACCACGCAAAACCAGAGAUACUUGGAUUUGGGUCCUCGAGCCAAUGUGCUGUACUGCAUCUGGCUGCGAGGUGCUGCGAGUGCCUGCCGUCGAUGUGCCGGAAGGGACGUAUUAUCUGGCUAACUUCAAUUGACCCGUAGACUGCAUCAAGUCUUGCCCACUUAGUGCGUUACUGUCGGGCUUCUGUCCAUAAUUGAAUGAGGUGAAG